UCGUUCAUUUAUCAUGUUAUAUAGUUACCCUGAAGAUAGAAACAACACGAAGGAUGGAAAACAUAAAGCAUAAGUUAAGCUUGUUUUUCGGGUUGUUUUUGUUUCUAUUUGACCACGGUUCGGACAUUUACGUUGCAGUUCAAUAUUGGAAAAAUGGCGAAACUUGGUGGUUUUGGUUGACAGUUGCCUUCAUCGUUCUCCCAUCAAUCAUUGUCAACAUUACAGCCAUCGUUCAACAGCGGAACAUGAUAUCGUUCAUUGCAGGCUUUUUUCAACUGUCGAUUGUUACUCGUUACCUAGAGGCAAUUUUCCGCUAUGACCAUGUCACUCCCCGUCGUAUUUACUCGCUCGCAAAGCUGCGUUAUUUGGAGACAAUCACGGAAAGCGCGCCACAAUGGUGUCUACAGGUUUACAUCAUGCUACGACAGUGGUCUUUUCCACCAUUUACAAUAGCCUCGAGUAUAUUAUCGUUCCUGUCUUUGGUAUGGAGCAUCAGGACACUGGAAAAAAAGAGAGCUGAAUUUAAAGCAGUCGAUUUCAGCCUGUGCGAAGCAAUCAUAUUUCUGACUUGGCAAAUGUUUACACUGGUAUCAAGAGUUUCUGCAAUCGUUAUUAUCGGUUACCUAUUUCCAUAUGCGCUCCUUUUCCUGCCUUUCCAUUGCUUACUCUUAACGCUGUUAUUUAUUUGUUCCUGUCAACGUUGUAGCGAAGGUAACGCAACUGGUUUUUUAGAAUCCUUGCUUCCAACAUUUCUGGCCACCUAUCCAUCUAUCUAUCACCCUGCGAAUUUGGACGACAUGCUUCCCAUCAAAAAGCCCAAAGCGAAGAUGAUCUUGGCGUAUAUCUCGAUUCAUGUAGAAAAUAUUCUGAUGGUCGCGUUAUCUUCAACGAUUGAGCUUCCAGACGCAAAACACAUGGAUGUGUUGAAACCAGUUGCUAUUUGGUGCCACGCUGGAGGAACAAUGAUAUCUUUCAUUUUCUUUCUAUUGAUGAUGUGUUGGAAGGACAACGCGACCCUGCUCAAGCAAGCAAUGCCAAAUAUACCAUGUCCAUGCUGUCCUGAUCAAUGUCAGCAUUUUCAACCACCUAUCCAAGGCCCUGAGCAUUCUGAUUACGGGACUGAACAAUAUUCAGGAAUUCAAAGGAACGAAGAGAAUACACCUUUGUUGCCUCCUGACAAUUAUUAUACUUGAUUUCGCAGUAUUCAAUAAUUAUAUAUGCUUCGACGCACGGAAAAUUCAGUAACUUCAAAAACUUGGUAGCUUCGAGACAUUUGUAUAUUAGCUGACGCGGAAACAAACGAUGUUUCCUAUAUAAAUCAUACCUUUAGCUUUACACGCACAUGGCAUGCACAGACAUUACGAUAAUUUAAAGAUUGAAAGCAUCACUAGGUAUAUAUAAUCAUACACUAGGAAAACGCGCCUUCUGACAACAGAUCAGCGGUUAAA
This is a messenger RNA of Dendronephthya gigantea, 1448 nucleotides long. RefSeq names its product XK-related protein 8-like. The transcript has a single exon. NCBI's taxonomy places the organism in Eukaryota, Metazoa, Cnidaria, Anthozoa, Malacalcyonacea, Nephtheidae. The record is from RefSeq and is a predicted model, not a curated record. Gene Ontology annotation, cellular component: membrane. The coding region runs from base 54 to 1193 and encodes 379 amino acids.